Aphanomyces invadans is the source of this 1920-nucleotide messenger RNA. RefSeq lists its product as hypothetical. The record is from RefSeq and is a predicted model, not a curated record. The transcript has a single exon. NCBI's taxonomy places the organism in Eukaryota, Oomycota, Saprolegniomycetes, Saprolegniales, Verrucalvaceae. The coding region runs from base 31 to 1875 and encodes 614 amino acids. Gene Ontology annotation, molecular function: pyridoxal phosphate binding; 4-hydroxy-tetrahydrodipicolinate reductase activity; L-2-aminoadipate:2-oxoglutarate transaminase activity.
AUUCGCUACCCCCCGCACACAUCGCCGACCAUGGGAGAUUACGGCCAGUACAUUGUCCCGACGGCGGACGUCAUGAUCAACUUCAAGGUGGGCCAGCCCGCACCGACGAUGCUUCCCCUGCAGCUUAUCCGUGAGUCUGCUGCGGACAAGUUCCUCGAAACGGACCCGAUGUUCCUCCAGUACGGACACAUCAAGGGGUACCCGAAAUUCCGCCAAGCUCUUGCCAAGUUUCUCUCGGAUGGAUACCACGCGCCGGUGGAUCCCGAGCGCCUCUUCGUCACAAAUGGGAUUACUGGCGGGUUGGCGUUGCUCAUUUCGCUUUACCUCAAGUCGGGUGACUUGGUAUUCAUGGAAGAACCCACGUACUUUUUGGCCCUCAGUAUCAUGAAGGAUUUCAAGAUGAACGUCAAACAAAUUGAAAUGGAAGAAGACGGUUUGAACGUCGACAAGUUGGAAGAAGUGCUGCGCAGUGGUGUUGUCCCCAAAGUCUUUUACACAAUCCCUACCUGCCACAACCCCACGGGCCGCACUAUGAGUACGGCGAAGCGGCAAAAGCUCGUGAAACUCAGCCAUGAGUAUGGCUUUACCAUCAUUGCUGAUGAAGUGUACCAACUCUUGUCGUUUCCCCACGUCACUCCUCCCCCUCCCUUCUUCACCUUUGACAAGUACGACACAGUUUUGGCGUUGGGCUCGUUUUCCAAGAUUUUGGCUCCUGCACUUCGUCUUGGAUGGGUGCAAGGCUCUCCCAAGCUUCUUCAACCGUUGAUUGCAUCGGGGCAAUUGGACAGCAGCGGCGGUAUUAACCCUGUCAUCCAAGGCAUUGUGCAUACGGCAUUGACAUCCGGCCGCCAAUCUCAACACUUGAAGUGGACGACGGAAACGUUGUGGACCCGCGCUGACACGCUGAUGAAGGCAUUGGAAGCAAAGUUGCCCGCUGGAACUACGUUCGAACGCCCCGACGGUGGAUACUUCAUCUUGGUGCGCCUGCCUGAGGGAUUGCACGCAUCAGAGCUGCUUCCCAUUGCCGAGAAGCACAAGGUGCAGUUUCUUCCUGGUGCGUCUUUCGCCAAGUCCAUGUCAAACUACCUCCGCCUCAGCUUUUCGUGGUAUACCGCCGAAGAAAUGAUCAUCGGUGCUGAACGAUUGGCUGCUGCGAUUACCGAAUACCAAACGACUAAGGGCUCCUCGACUGCUAUGACGACCUCUGAGUCUACUGCGGUUACGUCAGUGGCCCUUCACGGAUCCAAUGGCCGGCUGGGUAGCUUGAUCGCGUCUGAGCUGCAAAAGGACUCUGCUUUCGUUUCCGCCGGUGUCUUGGACGUGCGUUCGUCGACAUCGAUCCCAUCGUCGACCCAAGUGAUCAUUGACGUCACUCUUCCGUCUGGAACUGCCGCGUUGGUUGAAACGUUGCUCAAGGGUUCAACGUACCCUGCACUUGUGGUUGGAACCACUGGAUCGUUGCCACUCGACUUGUUGCGUCAGUACGCGGAAAAGGCCCCUGUUGUCAUCAAGUCGAAUUUUUCUGUGGGUGUGCCUCUUGUGGCCGAGUUGGCGGCGGCCGCGGCCCAAGCAUUGCCCAAAGGUAACGACUGGAACGUCCAACUGAUGGAAAUCCAUCACACCAAGAAGUUGGAUGCUCCGUCUGGCACGGGAAAGACUCUCGUCAGCGCCAUCAAGCGAACGGGGGCAUUCGACAAGGUCGAGUGCGAGAGCUUGCGUUUGGGCGACGAAAUCGGCACGCACACUGUUUACUUUGCCGGUCCUGGCGAACGCAUUGAGAUCAAGCACGUAGCUACCCGUCGCGAAGUAUUUGCCCUUGGUGCGUUGCGCACGGCUGCGUGGGCCGUGAAGCAGCCCAAGGGAUUGUACUUCUAAACAUCGAGGGAACUUUAACAAUAAGACAUAUACCACCGUGACCCA